UCGGGAUACAGUAGAAUUAUGGCCGUAUAUCGUGAUAAAGUAGAAUAGUGGCCGAAUAUCAGGUGAUCUAGAAACAGUGGCAGUAUAUCGGGAUAACGUUGAAACAGCGGAGGUAUAUAAGGAUACACUAGGAAAGAGUGGCAGUAUAUCGGGAUACAGUAGAAACAGUGGCAGUAUAUCGGGAUAUAGUUGAAACAGCGACAGUCUAUCGGGAUACAGUAGAAACAGCGGCAGUCUAUCGGGAUACAGUAGAAACAGUGGCAGUAUAUCGGGAUACAGUUGAAACAGUGGCAGUAUAUCGGGAUACAGUAGAAACAGCGGCAGUAUAUCGGGAUACAGUUGAAACAGCGGCAGUAUAUCGGGAUACAGAUGAAACAGCGGCAGUAUAUUGGGAUACAGUAGAAACAGAGGCAGUAUAUCGGGAUACAGUAGAAACAGUGGCAGUAUAUCGGGAUAAAGUUGAAACAGCGGCAGUAUAUCGGGACACAGUAGAAGCAGCGGUAGUAUAUCGGGAUACAGUAGAAUUAUGGCCGUAUAUCGUGAUAAAGUAGAAUAGUGGCCGAAUAUCAGGUGAUCUAGAAACAGUGGCAGUAUAUCGGGAUAACGUUGAAACAGCGGAGGUAUAUAAGGAUACACUAGAAAAGAGUGGCAGUAUAUCGGGAUACAGUAGAAACAGUGGCAGUAUAUCGGUAUACAGUAGAAACAGCGGCAGUCUAUCGGGAUAAAGUAGAGUUAUGGCCGUAUAUCGUGAUAAAGUAGAAUAGUGGCCGAAUAUCAGGUGAUAUAUAAACAGUGGCAUAUAUCGGAUACAGAAGAAACAGCGCUGGUAUAUCGGGACUGGAAUACAGUAGAAAAAGUUGCAGUAUAGCGGGAUAAAUCAGGGUAUUGUAUAAUUGAUUGAUACUGAUGAAAAGAAGGUUGAUAAUCACCACAAAAUGCCGUUCAGGUUUUUUUAUAUAACCUCUCCCGCUCCUCAAUUCUGAUACUUGUUAUAUUCACGAUAUUACGCACAGACCCACGCUGCCCGGGGCGUCAGGGGGAAGCCUUUAUUCAAGGAAGAUGGGAAGAUAUUAAUACUGUUUAUGAAAGGGGAAAUGAGAGUGUGAAAGGUUUCAGUACAAGAUAUCUAAGUUGUUAUGACACAAGUCAGACAAGGACGUUGUAGAACCACUAGAUAAUGGAGCAAAACGAUUGAUCAACAGCGAGAUUGAUACACAUCAGUAUGUUGCAAAGUCGUCGCACACUGCCUGUCGUCUGAGAAGCCAGAUCUGGUCACGUGACUUCCUAAGUUCUCCUACUUCCGGUUCAGACUCGGUCAGAGAAAACGUGCUCAAGCAAACUUGUGACGAGCGAUUUUCAGAGAGGAUGUGUUGAGUGCCAUGGCGGCGCAGACAGGCGGCGUUGACAACUGGCAAGCCCGCUGUGACCUCGCCCAGAGUAACCUCCACAUGUUGACCAAUGAGAUCUCGUGUGACGUCCUGCUGUGGGUGGGUCAGGAGAAGACGGUGUUCCGCGCCCACCAGUACGUGUUGAUCAGUCGGAGCUGCGUGUUCAAUGCCAUGAUCUGCGGCAACCUCAGGCAGCAGGAGGACGGCCCCAUAAAGAUCCCAGACAUUGAAGCGGACAUCUUCGAGGAGUUCUUGAAGUUCAUGUACACCAAUGACGCCGACAUCAACCCAGACAACGUGACGGGCCUGCUGUACAGCUCCAAGAAGUAUGCCGUGCAGCUUCUCGAAGAUAAAUGUCUCAAGUACCUGGAGGACUCGCUCACCUCUGAAAAUGUUUGCGCUAUCUUGGAACAGGCACACAUAUACGACGAGGAAGGUCUCUAUGAGAAGGCUCUGAAGGCUGCCAAGUGCUCAGGGAAUAGGACCCUCAAAUCUGCAGGCUUCACGGAGCUGUGCAAGGAAUGCUUCAACAAGAUCAUUCUAGCUGAUGACCUUAGCGCUGCAGAGGAGUCUGUGUUCAGUGCUGCCAUCUCCUGGGCAAAAGAAGAGUGUAGGCGUCAGGUAAGGUUGAUAACUCCCGAUUCCAUACGCAACAUCCUCGGGCAGGCUUUGUAUCACAUCCGCUUCCCAUUGAUGGAACCUCGUUUCUUCGUACAGAAUGUGCGCCCAGAAAAACUUUUAACAGACCAAGAGUCAUUAGAACUGUUUGAAUACUACAUUUGCCCUGAGAAGGGGAUUCAGACAUUCAUUGUUAAGAGAAGAAAAAGUCAAAUUAUUGUGUCCAAAGACAGACUAAUCCGUGUUCAACGAUUCUCUGGAACUGACUUCCCGUGGUCAUGGACAUGCAGUGGUGGCGGGGAUGACUCCAUUCGGUUCUCGGUUAGUCAUGACGUCAUCUUGGUAGGCUUCAUGUUAUACGGCCCAUUUACACAGCAAGCAGAGGAGAACCGAGUGGAAUACUCGGUUCAGGCCCGAAUAUUUGAUCAGCGAGACUGUCCGAUGGCCCAGUCUCAAGUGGACACGGUGAUGGAGGUCAGUUACCAUGAUAAAUACAACGUGGUGAUGUUCCAGGAGAGAGUGGACAUCCACAGGAACCAGAUCUACACGCUAGUGGUCAACAUCAAGGGCCGUAAUACGCUGAAGGGCAUCGGGGGGAUGAAGAGGGCUGAGAGGGGAGGCGUGGUGUGGACAUUCAUGGACUCGGACAAGAGUACAAGGGGAACUAACUCUUCCAAAGGCCAGAUACCAGGCCUAGUGUACUGCAUGCCCACUGCGGAAACCGAAGACGACGUGUAGAGGUUUGAAUGAGUGAGUGAAUGUUGCCAUACAACGCAGUCAGCAAUAUUUAGCCUCUACAUAUUCGAGUCCGGCCCAGAAGACGCAUCCUUGAUAGCAUGAUAGUAAUAUAUACACCAUUGGGGAACGAUGACACACACUCAAUGUCAUCCGCACAUUGUACAUUAUAAUCACCCAGUGAUUUCAUGUUGCUGUUAGGUUUCCUGGCCGUGGGGACCUGUUGUAUCCCCGGACCCCGGGAGGUGAUCAGAGUCAUUGAAGCGCAACUUUGGUUCCUACAUUGUUUUCAGACAAAGUGUUUGAUUAUUAUUGUUUCCAUUAUAUCUGUUUGCAAUGAAGGUUGAGUGGUUCAUGAAACCACGACCAUGGCCCCCUGGAGCUGGAGGUGGAGCUGGAACCUGGCUCCUUUCUGCUGUCCACAACAUGGUUCAGAUGUGUCACAUGUGACAUACGACCAUGAGCCUCUGGCCCUGGAGCCUGGCUCCUUUCUGCUGUCCACAACAUGGUUCAGAUGUGUCACAUGUGACAUACGACCAUGAGCCUCUGGCCCUGGAGCCUGGCUCCUUUCUGCUGUCCACAACAUGGUUCAGAUGUGUCACAUGUGACAUACGACCAUGAGCCUCUGGCGCUGGAGCCUGCCUCCUUUCUGCUGUUUACCACAUGAUUCAGAUGUGUCACAUGUGACAUACGACCACGACCCUCUGGCGCUGGAGCCUGACUCCUUUCUGCUGUUCACCAAAUGGUUCAGAUGUGUCACAUGUUACAUACGACCAUGAGCCUCUGG
This is a messenger RNA of Haliotis rufescens (red abalone), 3528 nucleotides long. Its product is annotated as BTB/POZ domain-containing protein 6-like. Gene Ontology annotation, molecular function: protein binding. Lineage: Eukaryota; Metazoa; Mollusca; Gastropoda; Lepetellida; Haliotidae. Gene Ontology annotation, biological process: neurogenesis. Gene Ontology annotation, cellular component: cytosol. The coding region runs from base 1380 to 2744 and encodes 454 amino acids. The transcript has 3 exons. The record is from RefSeq and is a predicted model, not a curated record.